Molecule: messenger RNA, 5141 nt
Organism: Eupeodes corollae
Lineage: Eukaryota; Metazoa; Arthropoda; Insecta; Diptera; Syrphidae
Gene: loco
Product: regulator of G-protein signaling loco
Exons: 5
Coding region: 279-4877 (1532 amino acids)
Biological process (GO): signal transduction
Molecular function (GO): protein binding; GTPase activator activity
Source: RefSeq, a predicted model, not a curated record
UUUUAUAUUUUCUUCUUUAUUUGUUAAGUUGUGCAUUUAAAUUCAACUUUCCUUUUUUAGUUAAAUCAAAAUAUUUAAUAAAUGUUUAUUUAUCCUUACAACAUUUUCAUUUAAACACAAUUGUUUAAGUAGUUAAGGAAAGCAAAAACAAUGAUGCUAAAGCCAUCAGUGAAAAAAUGUUUGGAGGAAAACAUUUUCUGAACUAAAUGUGAAGAAAAUUUAGUUUUUAAAUAAUUUUAAAUUUUUCGUGCACCAGUUUCUUUUACUAGCUGCGUAUAAUGCAUCAUCACCACCACCAACAUCGGCGGCGAAAGAAACGCCCCAACUAUGGUACAAGAACCGUCGAGGUCAGCCGUGGCUUCAAUGGUUUUGGUUUCACCAUCUCUGGUCAACAGCCGUGUAUUCUUUCGUGUAUUGUGGCCAAUUCUCCAGCAGAUCAGGCUGGUCUACGUGCUGGAGACUUUCUUAUAUCCGUAAAUAAUCUCAACGUAUCAAAGUUGCCUCAUGAAACCGUCGUCCAGUUGAUUGGGAAUUCCUUCGGCAGCAUUAAAAUGCAAAUUGCAGAAAACUACUUUUCGGAUAGUUCCGAUGAAGAGAAUGCUAUUCACUACAUAAAUCGUGGAAAACCCAGUUAUCUUCAUCACAAGUUGAAGAUGAACCGCCUAAGAACAUCCCCACAGAAGCAUUGCGGCGAAGGAGUCGCAGCAGGAAGUAGUGGUGGGUGCAGGGAACAGGCCUUGCGUCCUGUAAUCGAAGACAUAUCAUUGCCACCAUCGUUAUCAUCAUCUGCUUCACACAAAAUCAUACACUCGCCUAAUGCGAGUACAUCAAAAGACAUUUCAAAUGUAAGUGCCAUGGUUAGAGUUAAUUUAGAGCAAGAAAAUGCAAAUGGAGUAUCCUUAGAAUACCGAGCUAUUGUCGGAUACUUGGGUACUAUUGAAAUGCCCAAACAAAUUGCGAUCAGUUCCAAACUCCAAACUGUACGGAGUUGCAUCAGAAAAUUACGUCAAGAGAAGCGCAAUCCCACAACUGUUCUUAUGACUAUUUUGCCGAACUGUUUAACUCUGCAGAGUUCCAAUGCCAUAGUAUUGGCCACAUAUCCUUCGUCUCGACUUAACUACGUUAGCUCUUCUUCUGAAAGCGAAAACCGUUUCUUUGGUUUAGUUACAAGUGCAAUCUACUCUUCGAAUGGAGAUGAUGAUGAUCAGGAGCAAAAUGGAGCUCAGAGAGACGUAUCCAUCUCGAAUAGCUGUCAUGUAUUUGUUGUGGACACAAAAAUUUGUGAACACCACGUCCACGAGCAGCGAGCGGCGGAAUUCCGUAUCAGCUGCACCAAAGAUCCCAUCUCAAAUCUUUGUCUUGAAUUUCCAAACAACUCAGAAUAUGUGGUGAAUCUUAUAAGAAGCAUGUAUACAAUGAGAAUCCUUCCUCCAGCUGCUAGGAAUCCAGGUCGCAAUGGAGAUUUCAAUCGGCAGCCUCAGGACGUACAAGCGCACUCACCACAACCGAGCAAUCAUAGUGAAGUUACCACGACAUCCUCAAAUUCAGACUCAGGCAUUGGAUUUCAUAAUGAUUGCACCAACAUCUCCGAUCGGAUUUUAGUCGUGGAUUUCCCCGGAAUCCAGGUGAUAGCAAACCGUGUGGGAAAUGUCGGUGCUUGUGCCCGACCAGCAGGAAUAUUCAACAACAUCGAACCAAGUAACCCUCCGGUGGACACCCGACUCACUGUUCGUGCGAUGCCGGACCCUAAGGCUACGGUCACGCCUCCACUUUCAAAAACAGCUCCUCCUCAGCCCUAUGCAGGCCCAAAUUUACUGGCUAGCUUAAAUCUUAUCAAAAGCCCUAUUUCAAGCCUGGUGGCAACGAGAUCCUGCGACGAUGUACUUUCACUCGUGGAUCGACAACCCAACCGCAGGUCCCUUCAAAUGUCCAUGGAUGAUAUAUCAAUACAUUCCAGCACUCAUCAUGGAUACGAUAAUGUUUCGGGACGUUCACCAAUUAAGGAUCAUGUAUUCAUUCCCCCACUUCCGACAGGACCCAAACAAAAGAAAUCAAAACAAACAAGAUCAGGAAUACCUUACGAAGACGGUUGUUGUUUUCUUAAGGACGCACGUUCAUUCCAUAUAAACAAAUUGAGUCCCAAAGUAUAUGGCAUGAUAGAAUCCAAAGGAAAUUCGGCGAGCGUGGAGAAUUUGGUAUCUGACGACCGAAACGACUGCGGGCAAAACACAGACAAUUUCGAAACAUGGGGUAGCUUGCAAAAUAUUCACAAGGCAGACAGUUAUGAAGCAUCGGCAGCGCCAAAAUCUACAAUUCUAGAAGCUACCUACAGUGAACCAGAUUUGGGGUCCAGAGCAUUACCAUCAGAUGCAUCGCCUUUUCGCCGUUGGGCACAAUCUUCUUUCCGUGCACCAAGAACUGUAGAUUCUCAGGUUGCACUUGCACGUCGACCAUCCUCUUUGACCGCCUCUGACAACGAUGUUUAUACGAAAUCAAUGGAGACCUACAUAGGAGAUAUAAAAGCAGCAGCAGCAGCCGCGAAAAGUCAAUUAGAUGGUGUCAAAAAUAUUGUAAACGGAGGUGGUCUUGCUGGUGGUACAACAACUCAACAGGUAUCACAACCCGCUGGGGUCACAUCUUGGGGUAACUCAUUCGAGAAGUUAUUGGAAGAUCCAGCAGGCCUGCAUACAUUUGCCGAAUUUCUUAAAAAAGAAUUCUCAGCAGAGAAUAUUUACUUUUGGACUGCAUGUGAAAGAUAUCGUUUUAUCGAAUCAGCAAAUGAACGUACAACAAGUGCCAUGGAAAUCUACUCAAAACAUUUAGCGAAUGGCGCAACAGAACCGGUUAAUGUAGACUCACAAGCAAGGACUACGACUCAGGAGAAUCUUAAGACAGCUGAAAAGGAUUUAUUUGCUCAAGCGCAAAAGCAAAUUUUUAACUUGAUGAAAUUCGACAGCUAUCAACGAUUCAUUCGAUCAGACAUGUAUAAAAAGUGCAUAGAAGCUGAAGAAAAACAUCUGCCACUGCCUUAUUCAGCGGAAGGCUUGGACGAACUGUUGAAGACAAAUUUUCACCUAUCAGCCCAUUCUAUGUUAAAAAAGUCUGCUAGCAAUGCUGAAGAUCGUCGUCGAAAAAGUUUACUCCCAUGGCAUCGCAAAACGCGUUGUAAAUCACGAGAUCGCGAUGAAAGUGACAAUCAAAAUGGAAACAAGUCAUCGAACAAUAGAGCAGGAAAAUGUCAGCUAUCAGGAAAUUCUUUAAAAAUAACCAAUACAAGAAAUUCGACUGGCGAUGUCCACAGUUCACGCAGCUCUCUUUCUAGUUUUGAUACACUGCCGCAAUGUACAUUGACCAAUACAUCGGACGAUAUUAAAGCAUGUUGUCUAUGUCGUGUUAUACUUUGUGAUGGAGCAACUACUAUUGUGCAAACAAAACCCGAUGAAACUGUACGCCAAUUAGUCGAAAGAUUGCUUGAAAAACGUGGUAUUUCAUAUCAAUUAUUUGAUGUUAUUCUCAAUAGUACAAACAAACCAAUUGACUUGAAUGACCCAUCACAAGUUUUGUCUGGGAAAGAAUUGCUGGUUGAACAGAAAGUUGCAUUUAAACUAGAUCUUCCUGAUCCCAAAGUAAUCUCAGUGAAAAGUAAACCCAAGAAAGCUCUUUGCGAUGUGAUCAAACCCAUUUUGCAAAAGUAUAACUAUUGCAUGGAGAAUGUUCAGAUAUUGAUGCGUGAUACCCAUGAACCGGUUGACCUUUCACAACCAGUUACCAUAGCUGAUGGUCAGAGACUACAAGUUGUAAUGUUAAAAACUCAUAAUUCGGACUAUCCACAGCCAAAUAAUACAGUUCAGCUCAAAGCAAUACCAAAAAGUGUAUCCUUUCCAGCAAUAAAGCCACACAGGAAUGGAUCUGUACCUAGUGUAGUAAUAAAUACGCAACAAAGUACCCUUGAUGAGAUAACUAAUAAAGUCUUCAGUGAAUUAUUGCAAGGGAAAGUGGAAUCUCAUGAUGAGAAUCAAAAGGUAGCUGACGCAUGUUCCCUAAAGUCAAAUGAUUGCGGCUCAGAGACAUCAUCUAUAUUUGAUAGGAUCCGCAGGAGAGACUCAAACAUUCCGGGCUUAAAAGGUCUACGUCCCAAAAAAAUAAACAAAACAGCAAUAAGUCAAUCAGAUGAUGCCCUAACAACUUCAACUCAAACAUUUAACAGCAAUAGCGAUGCAAUAGUUACGAAAAAACCAAUUAUUGCUAAAUGGAAAGCUGGGGUUAAAGUUCAAGUUACUGAACGCGCUGAAAAUCAAGAUGAAUUUCUAGAAGGACUUAAACGUGCUCAGUGUGCCCGGCUAGAAGAUCAACGAGGAACCGAGAUUAAUUUUGAACUGCCGGACUUUUUAAAGAACAAAGAAAAUAUUAGUGCCGCCAACAAGUUGAGAAAAAUCCGGGCAAAUCUAAGCCCUGUGAAUAAAUCAGCUCCUGUUGUCUUAGACGUUCAGCAGGCCGAUCGUCCAUUACCACAACCGGCUCCUAGGCUCUCGAUCACAAAGAAACAGUCAAUUUCUCCAAUGAAAAUUGACGAAGAGGAUGCUACUCAGCAAACUUCUGUAGCUGGAUCAUUAACAGAUGAACAGUCCUUGUCUACAAAAGGUCCGCCACCACUUCCUCCAAAGCCAAAAGUAUUGCCAAUUAAGCCUUCUAACUGGGGCCAAAGCAACACAACCACUAAUGGUUUCUCAAAGCUUAAUGUUGCCGCAUCUUCUCCUACAGCUACAUCAAUUCCGCUUCCGAGUAAAAUUCCGGUCGAUAUCUCACGAAAGCAUCUUGGUUCCGAACAAACAGGCCGGACAGCUUACUUAGAUGAACCAAGUAGUAGUUUUGUUUAGACUUAAAAUAACCUUUAAUAAUGACAAUCUGAAUAUAGAAUAUAAUAUACAUUAUGUAGUUCUAAAAAAAUAAGCGAAAACAAAAAUCUGUGACGCAUGAUUAAUAAAUUAUUUAAUAUAAAUAUAAAGUUUUAAUAGGGUUAAGUAUGUAAAUAAAUAUUAUUGAAGAAAUAUACAUAACUUUAUUAACUAUUGUUAUACAAAUAUUCGAAGAAAAUAAAAAUGGUUUUGAUAGAACAAACUAUUUUAUUAUUUAAAUCCGAA